Molecule: messenger RNA, 1471 nt
Organism: Histoplasma capsulatum G186AR
Lineage: Eukaryota; Fungi; Ascomycota; Eurotiomycetes; Onygenales; Ajellomycetaceae
Product: succinate dehydrogenase iron-sulfur protein
Exons: 3
Coding region: 142-993 (283 amino acids)
Biological process (GO): tricarboxylic acid cycle; aerobic respiration; respiratory electron transport chain
Cellular component (GO): mitochondrial membrane
Molecular function (GO): electron transfer activity; 2 iron, 2 sulfur cluster binding
Source: RefSeq, a predicted model, not a curated record
CUUCAAUUGACCCCACGCGGAGAGCGGCAAGCACCAGGGAGACGCUUUUGAAAAACUAACCGACUGCGAGUCGCUGAUAUCCAUCUACAUCCAACUCUGAGUUAUUGCCCCUCUUCUCGGAAUUGGAAGGCAGCUGUCGAUAUGGCCUCCCUACGCCCUACAUCCCGCCUACUCGCGGCCUCUCGACCUCUAUUCCGCAUCUCCGUAGCCUCGAGAUCUUAUGCCACCGUGGAGCCUGCAUCCAAGGUCGCGGAUCAAUCUACCCCAUCGACUUCGCAAUCCCCAAGACUCAAGACCUUCAAGAUCUACAGAUGGAACCCGGACAAGCCCACCGAGAAGCCCUACAUGCACGACUAUACUCUCGACCUGAACAAGACCGGGCCCAUGGUGCUGGAUGCCCUGAUCAGAAUAAAAAACGAACAGGACCCCACCCUGACCUUCCGGAGAAGUUGCAGAGAAGGCAUCUGCGGGAGCUGUGCCAUGAACAUUGACGGCGUUAACACCCUGGCUUGCUUAUGCCGCAUUCCUACCGAGACCACCAAAGAGUCCAGAAUCUAUCCUCUCCCUCACACCUACGUGGUCAAAGAUCUAGUUCCCGAUCUAACCUACUUCUACAAGCAAUACAAAUCAAUCAAGCCAUACCUACAGCGCGACACACCUUCUCCAGACGGCCGCGAAAUCCGCCAAUCGCCCGCAGACCGCAAAAAACUCGACGGUCUUUACGAGUGCAUCCUGUGCGCCUGCUGCUCAACCUCCUGUCCAUCCUACUGGUGGAACUCGGAAGAAUACCUCGGCCCCGCUCUCCUGCUGCAGUCUUACCGGUGGCUAAUUGACUCACGCGACGAGAAAACCGAAGAGCGCAAGGCUCACCUCGACAACAGCAUGAGUGUGUAUAGAUGCCACACCAUUCUCAACUGCACGAGGACGUGCCCCAAGGGAUUGAACCCCGGUCUGGCCAUUGCGGAGAUUAAGAAGAUGAUGGCCUUUGCGUAAUAAAUAGGAUCGUGCUGCUUUUUCUGCUUCUGUUUUAAAUUUUGGUCUCCUUUUAGGUUUUGGAUCCUUCAAUCGGUUAGCGCCUGUGCUUGUGGUGCCAUUUUGCUACUAUGGCGCCGCAGUCCUUUCGUUCUCUCUUACAGCUCGCUGUGCCGUGACUUCCUACGACAUGCGUCACGGGUCCAGAUCCGUACUAGCAGCAAAAGCAACCCCGGCUCCCCCGUUUCCGGCAUCGAGAGUGCAGGUGUUGGAAUACGGAGAUUCAGUUUGUUCGUUAUCUAUUUUCCUUUGGUCAUGAGUUUCUAGCUUUCUCUUGUUGACAUAAUGUUCAAGCUGUUAUUUAUUUUCUCGUUUCCUGUUCCAUCUUUUUCCACCUCUGUACAUAUAUGGAGAAUUAUCAACUAGUGAAAUGUCUUAACCAUGUAUAAAACCACCGUUAAAUAAAACAAGCAGACCAAAAAUAAAUGAUUGAAUCAAC